This is a messenger RNA of Dermatophagoides pteronyssinus (European house dust mite), 1708 nucleotides long. RefSeq lists its product as uncharacterized. NCBI's taxonomy places the organism in Eukaryota, Metazoa, Arthropoda, Arachnida, Sarcoptiformes, Pyroglyphidae. Gene Ontology annotation, molecular function: protein binding. The record is from RefSeq and is a predicted model, not a curated record. Gene Ontology annotation, cellular component: stereocilia ankle link complex; plasma membrane; stereocilium tip.
AGUGAACAUUGUUCAUCAUUUUAUAAAAAUGACAAAUUAACAUUUGUUUUCUUUCAUGAUUCUAACAAUACAAUCAUUUUUAUCGAUGAAUCCAUACAUACAUUUUACAAAGAUGUCAAAAGUUCGCCAUCAUCUUCAAAAUCCUUCUGAUGUUUCAUUUCCAGACUAUGAGCAUCAAAAGUUAUUCGAACAGAUUCGCCGGACAUCAACACCAUGUCAUCGACAAUUACCAUCAUUACCAUAUCAUUAUCAUCAUCAACGAUCAACACCAUCUCCAUCGCCACCGACAUUGAUGAUAACCAAUAGUGGAGAUAUGAUUGACAAUCUUUGUGAUGUCACAUCAUCCAUAACACUUAUGAAAGAAAGGCCAUCAAUAGCAAUCGAUUCUCAAGAUUUGAAUCCAUAUUCAAAUGAUAAUGAAAAUUGCUAUCGUUUUUAUGAACAAAAACCUGACCAUACACAUUUUCGCCAAAGGGCAUCAUUCAACAGUGAUUGCCUAAUGAUACAGCCAUUAGAUCAAAGGAAUAUUUCAUUAAAUGAAUCAGAUGAAUCAUUCGUUAUUCCUCGGCGACAUAGCAGUGCAAUGACAACCGUUGUUUCAAAAACACCAUUUUGUAUAUCUAAUAAUAUACAUUGCACUAGAGAUCUAUCACCACGAUCCAAAUCAAAUAAUAAUAAUAACAAUAACCAAUGUCUUUCUCUCAAUGACGAUAUUAACCUUCGUAGACCAAGUAUGCCGACAACGUUUCAUUUUCUUCCGGUAAAUAAUGAAAGACGGCGACAAUCACAACAACAUACUAACAAUUUAACGACAACGGUCACAACGGCUACAUUAUCCACACCAUGUUCAUCACCAUUGAGACGAGAAAAUCAUGCACAAUCAUUAAUGUCCCAUAAGCGGCAAUCAUCACCAUCUUCAGAAACUAUUCUGAAAGGAAAUGAAACAUUUAAUCAGGAAUCAAUGAAUGUAGAACAAAUGACCAUUGAACGUCAACAAAUAGACGAACAGGAUAUUGAUGAAAUUGAUCAGAAUGAUUGUAAUAGACCAGUAACAAGUAUUAGCGUCGAUCGAAAUCAUGAUUUAUUGCAGAUACCGAGCAUACAUCAUGAAUCUGUCGAUCCAAACGAAAGCUCGGAUCAAUUAUCUGAAUACUGGCCAGAUGAAACGUGGUAUCUACAGGGUCAUCAUCAUUUACCUGUUCGUCGGCAUAGAUCAUUGCCUGCCACAUCAUUUACAUCGGCUCCAUUGUAUGGAAUAUCAUCUCGUGCUAAUCAACAACGGAGUUCUUCUUUUCGUGUUAGGAGUAACAAUCGCCUGGUUCAUCAGGAACCAAACGGCCGUUGGAGAAUCAAAGUGAAAAAAAGUAGACCAUUUCUUGGUAUUGCUAUCGAAGGUGGAUCGAACGUAUCCACUCAAUCACAACCAAGGAUUAUUAAUAUUCAGGAAGGCGGUGCCGCAGCGGAAAACCUACAUGUUGGUCAUAUUAUCUUAGAGGUGGAUGGACAAUCAACUCAGCUGAUGAACCAUGCACAAGUGGCACAAAUGAUCGCCCAUGCCUAUUACAAUACACCCGAAAAAGAUUACGUGGAAUUUCUCGUUCGAGAAAAAUCUCGAAAUGAAUUUGAUCUUCGACGAUCAUCAUUUAUGUUAUUAAAUAAUAGUUUUGAAUAAUCAAAACAUGGUUGUAAUUUUUUGAAACAUUUGUAA